This is a messenger RNA of Gryllus bimaculatus (two-spotted cricket), 4094 nucleotides long. NCBI's taxonomy places the organism in Eukaryota, Metazoa, Arthropoda, Insecta, Orthoptera, Gryllidae. The record is from the annotation of a GenBank genome assembly.
CGUUUGUGUAAAUUGGUCCCUAUCCAGUUUAUCUUGAUUAUUUUGUGGUGAUAGAGUGUUGCGAAAGUACAGCCCGAAAGCGCGUUGAUGGCAUUGAUCUUGCCGCCAGAGAUAGUACAUGUUCACGGACGAUGCAGUCCGCUGUAAUAAGAACAAAUAAGAACAAUUUAUUUUCAUGCAAAUGACGUCGAACGACAUCUUGGUGGCAACUGUACCCUUUACUUUUAUUUUGCCGUACUUAUGACGUUUUGAACCAAGUUUUCGGUGUGUGUUUGGGACAAAAAUAUUUGGAUAAAAAUGGAAUCAAAGCAGAUAUGCACAUUUGCAUGGAAAAUCAAACCAUAAAAGUUGUAAAGGUUAUGUUUAAAAUGAAAGAUACGUAGGUGUCGUGUACAACUUCGGUGUUUUGUAGUUUGAAUGCUUAAUAGUUCUUGAGAAUGGAAGAAGACGAAGUGUUUGAGGAUUCUAGUACGCCCAUGUGCGAUGACAAGAAAACAGCCCCAUUGUCAAGUAGUAAUGUGUAUCAUAGCGCUCAAGAAGUAAUAGUCGAAAGAGCUUCAAUCAAUGAAGAAAAUAACGUGCCACCGGAUUUUCGAAAAGCUGCGUCUGUGUCAGAAGAAAGUGCAAAACCUCGAAGAAAAUCCCAUCACACCUUCCCUCAUCAGUCUCUUCCAACAUUUUAUGAUGGUGAAAGGACCGUGGAUUUUGUAUUAGUGUGGGAUCAGCUAAAUCCACGAUCUGGUACUGAAGAAGCUGUGAAGAGGAGACGAGUGUUUGAAGAAAAUCUUGCUCAUGAAGGUCUUGAAUUAGAAUACGAGAAACCAGAGCCAAAUGGAUUGACAUUUAUUAAAAUUCAUGCUCCUGUGGAAGUUUUGAGGCGAUACAGUGAAAUCUUAAAACUGAGAAUGCCAAUGAAAGAGAUUCCUGGACUUCAAGAUGUCCAUGCAAAAACAAAUUCACUACUAGAUGAAAUGAAUACUUGGUUUCAUCAUGUUAUGAGUAAGUUCUAUGUGGAUACAGAUGUCUUCCCUCCAAGGAGCCAAAGAUUCACUGCUGUUUACAGCCGUGAUAAGGAGUAUUUGUUUGACAUUCAGGCUGAAGGAUUCUUUACUCCUGCUAUUCACUCUCGUAUUGUGCAGUUUAUAUUGGAUAGGAAGCGUUUUUCUGAGGAUGAACAAGACGAUUUUGCAUUUGGCAUUGAACGAUUAAUAAAUGAGUACGUUUAUACUGCAGCUUAUCCUUUACAUGAUGGAGAUUUAAGACAACCUGGAAGCUGGAGAUACACACUUUUUAAGGAAUGGGCAGCUGUUAGAAAGUCAUUCAGAUACCAACCACUGGAUUAUAUCAAAGAUUAUUUUGGCGUGAAGAUUGGACUAUACUUUGCAUGGCUUGGUUUCUAUACACAUAUGUUAAUUCCUGCAUCCGUUGUUGGUGUCUUAUGUUUUAUUUAUAGUUGUGUUACACUGUAUAAUAAUCAACCAAGUGAAGACAUCUGUAAUAAACAUCAGAGUAUUAAAAUGUGUCCUCUCUGUGAUUACUUUUGUGAUUAUUGGAACUUGGAAGAGACAUGUCUUCAUGCUAGAGUAACUUAUCUCUUUGACAAUCCAAGCACAGUUUUCUUUGCUAUAUUUAUGUCUUUUUGGGCUGCCACUUUCUUGGAACUUUGGAAGCGGUAUUCAGCAGAAAUUACUCAUCGAUGGGAUCUGACUGGUUUUGACAUUCAGGAGGAGCAUCCUCGCCCACAGUACUUAGCUCGCCUUGCUCACAUCAAAAAACGAGAGAUCAACGUGGUGACCAACACCAUGGAACCUCAUGUUCCUUUUUGGCGAAUGCGUGUACCAGCUACCAUUCUUAGCUUUUCUGUUGUGUUGUUAUUGGUAGCAAUGGCUGUGGCUGCUGUUUUGGGAGUUGUUUUGUAUCGGAUGUCUAUGCUAGCUGCUCUGUCUGUCUAUGGCAGUCCUGAAUUUAACAGCUAUGCAAUACUCUUUACCACCACAACUGCAGCAUCUAUCAACUUAUGUUGCAUCAUGGUUUUUAAUUGGAUCUACGGGUGGCUUGCUGAAUAUUUAACAGAAUUGGAACUUUUGAGAACCCAAACAGAAUUCGAUGACAGUCUUACUCUCAAGAUAUAUUUGCUUCAAUUUGUGAAUUACUAUGCAUCCAUCUUCUACAUUGCUUUUUUCAAGGGCAAAUUUAUCGGAUUUCCUAGCAAGUACAAUCGCCUAUUCACAUAUCGGCAGGAGGAGUGUGGUCCUGGUGGAUGUUUACUUGAAUUGUGUAUUCAGUUAUCUAUCAUCAUGGUGGGGAAACAAGCUAUGAAUACUGUUUUGGAGAUGCUAUUUCCGCUCUUUUUUAAAUGGCUUAAUACAUUAAAAGUGAAAACUGGUGUUCGACCAGGCUCUGGAUAUACUCGCAGUACUCACCAAUGGGUCAAAGACUUUAAGCUUGUGGAAUGGGGUCCUCGUGGUCUCUUCCCAGAAUAUCUGGAAAUGGUUUUGCAGUAUGGCUUUGUCACCAUAUUUGUAGCAGCUUUUCCUUUGGCUCCCUUUUUUGCCCUUUUAAACAACAUUUUGGAAAUGCGCUUGGAUGCAAAAAAACUAUUAACAUAUUUUCGACGUCCUGUCACUCAGCGAGUUAGAGAUAUUGGCAUAUGGUUUCGUAUUCUGGAUUCUAUUGGGAAGUUGUCUGUAAUUACUAAUGGCUUUAUAAUUGCAUUCACAUCAAACUUCAUCCCAAAGCUUGUAUAUGUUACAUCUGUGUCUCCUGAUCAUUCCUUGUCAGGAUUUCUGGAGCAUUCUCUGUCUUUUUUCAACACCAGUGACUUCGAAAAGGGAUCUGAGCCAGCUCAUGUCAUAGAAAAUGUAACAAUUUGCAGAUAUCCUGACUAUCGAGAACCUCCUGAAUCAAAUAACAAAUAUGACAAGACUGCCAUGUACUGGCAUGUAUUGGCAGCCAGAUUGGCUUUUGUAGUUGUCUUUGAGAAUGUUGUUGCUGUGGUUAUGAUUUUGGUACGCUGGGGAAUUCCGGAUAUGGCAGGAGAGUUACGUGACCAGAUAAGAAGAGAAGCGUAUAUUACAAAUGAGAUCAUCAUAAAACAAGAAGCAAUGCGAGCCUUAGGUUUGUCUCCCACAGACGAUAUCCUACUCCAUGAAGGACGAGGAAAAGUAAGUAAAUUUGGAGGUCUUGAGCGGAGACUGUGGCAUGAGUACUCUAGCUCAGAACUUGAUCUCAUAAUGAUGGAAAAGGAGAAUGGUGCAAUGAACAGGUUUUAUUCCUCAGGUGGUGGAGAAAGUUCCACUGAUCAUCCAGUUAUGGUUUAAGUUGUGUACUUAUAAACACUGUACCAAAAUUUACUUUUAACUAUCCUUAAUGUUGUACACACACAUGCCUAUAUAUUAUCUAAUGUAGAGUACAGGCCAAUGAAUCUUCGUAUAUAAAUAUUAUGAAUUAAAGGUGGUUAUCUGUUUAGAGGAAGUAUUGUUGACUUUGUAAGUUAUAUGCAUGUAAUUUGAGAAUUUGAAACCUGUUAUGAACCUGUGUUGGAGAAAUGCUUUGGUUACUUAGUUCUUUACCUAUCAACAGACUUGUAUCUUGUAUUUGGAUUAGAAAGUUUGGGACUAAAAUUUGUACUUAAGACAUGUUACUUGUAAGUAUGUUUUCCUCUUCUUUGUCUGUGCACCUUUUGGGGCCUCCAUGUCAUUCUGAGAUUAAUUACUCAAGGUGCAAGCAAUAGUGUUCUCCCCUUCCAUCAUGCCAAUAUGGCUUGUGAGCCCACAUCAGUCAUUCUUUGUUCCUUUGGACAAGUAUAUCUUAUGAACUCUUCAUGCUUAGAUCUGAAUUAGAGGAAGGUAGCUAGGUUACACCUAGAUGGUGCAGAUGCUUUCUGGAGAAGGAUUCUAGAGACUGUCUGCUCUGAUCCUUAGUUUUCCUUGGUUCCUGCGAUCAACACCAGGUGGAUGCUGGAGCAGUACCCUAACAAAUGGGCUAUGUGCAAUUCUUCUUUCUCUUCCUUGUCCUGACCUCACACCAUACUUACACACACUUACACUUACACUUACAUGCACUACACUACCAUGCACGCCAGGAGACCAGUC